Messenger RNA from Saccoglossus kowalevskii, 1119 nucleotides. RefSeq lists its product as uncharacterized. Lineage: Eukaryota; Metazoa; Hemichordata; Enteropneusta; Harrimaniidae. The record is from RefSeq and is a predicted model, not a curated record.
AGGAAGACCUGUUACACCGGUAUGCAAAUAAUACAGUAUAUAAAGUUAUUAGAAUUAUCGUCACCAACGAUUCACACCCCCUACCUUCUCAUCUACACCGGAGAUAUCGGUUGCAACAUGAACGUUAUUGUAUCGUUAUUAGUACUGGCAGUGGUACAACAGACAUAUGCGGGGACGUUAGGCUCUAUAUUCGGAACAGGCAAUACGGUACAAGCUGAUGACGAUGAGCAAGGAACACCGACCGUCAUCGGUGUAGAUGAAAACAACAAUGUUAGAACUCUGGACUGGUUAUCGAAGACUUGGAAUAAACCGAUAAAAAACGCCCAUGGUAUGUCUAAAGUUGUUAUAAUGAAGACAGGCGUAUUGCUGGGAAUUGGCAUGAAAGACGAUUCCUUAUACGCAUGGAAGGACCAAGAUGGUGAAUGGGGAUGGCAGGGACCGGUAGAGAACAGUUGUUGUGUUAAAGAUAUCGCCAUACGAUGGGAUGGAAUGAUUUUAGCUAUCAGCACGGACGGUAGUCUCCUGAUCCGUGGUUUAAUUGACGGCUCUUGGCAAGAGGCUCCCGCCUUCGCUUGCUGUGGUGCUGGCAUCGAAUAUAACCCGGUAGACGGUCGCAUCCUGGGUCUGAGUGUUGACGGUUAUCUUAGAUCUCGCAAUUCCCUGGUGAACGAUUGGUUCAAUCCUGCCACCGACAGCGUUAAACUCAAGGACCUGUGCGUGAUUCAGACCGGGGAACACGAUGGUGAGCUAUACGCCGUAACUAAACGAGGCUGUAAAAUCGUGACUAUGAACGUUGACAGAGAGUGGGUGGACUCUGAAAUCAACCCCGAUGGGUUCUGUAUCAACUCUUUGGCUGCUGGUCAUAACGCAGAAAUCAAAACGGAUCACUGAACACCCAUAUAAAGUAAAUAGUCGCCGUUGGCGGAGUACGCAGUUAUUAGCCCGACCGUUGAUGUCUUUUAGAAACCUUAUUCGAACCCCCUGGAGCAAGAACAUGAGAUUUAAAACCGGAAUAAAAGAUUAAAGCUGGAUAUCGAUAUUAUGUGCAUGUUAAAAUGUUUGUUGAUGUAUGUAUGUAUUUUUACUAAUCUAUUAAAUCAUACAUAUCAUGACGUCAUA